UUAUACAUUGGUGAGCUCGGACACUGCUGCGAGCCCAUCGUGUUGAUCGUAACACGGCAUGGCUUUUACAUGAGGACUAGGAAGGGAGGCUUUUGAAACUCGAAGAGCACCAUUCGAUCUGUUAUUGGUAGCAACGGUUUUGCAUACCAAGGGGGAAGGCUUAUGGUUGAUCCUAUCACGAUCUAUGUUGCUUGGGUUGGCCCCUGGUCGGAGCACUCCAAAGAAGCCGUUCGCAGCGCCGUCAUAUCUCUGUCCGACGACCGGCCUUCUGAAUUCCCAACACUGUCGAAGUGGUGGAGAAUUGUGACACAGUACAACGACUCCAGUCAGAGGCCAGUUUCCGGUAACAUUUCCUUGUCGAGAAUCGAGUGUUCUGUUAGUGUCGGCAACGCCUCCAUACAGUUGAUGAAAUCUGCCGUCUCCAAGGACUGCUUCUCCGUGUUUCCGGAAGACGCAAAUGGGAUCUAUCACGCAGUCAUUAGCAAGGAGCUGGACAGCACAGGUGUCUACGAGUGUUCAGGACGGUAUAUAGAUGCUGGUGGAAACAGAACUUAUCUAUACACAAGGGAGCCUCGACCGGACGAGUAUUGCAACUUCUGGCGCCGUUUUGGAGGGUAUGCUGGGCCGCCAAAUGGAGACACGAGCUUGGACUCGUUAAUUAGCGCAGUUUUAGCCAGCAGCGCUGAGAGGGCUACAAACACAGAGUCCGAUGGCUGGAACGACGAUUCUGGGGAUACGGUCAGCUCCAAAUGUCCAUCGCCAACGGGGUGGGCUGAUAAAAAUGGUCCCGUGAUAGAGGAAGACGGCGUCAGCUGGAACUUGCGAGGCAUAAACGGCUCGCGGUAUAUCGUGCAGCAACUGUGGAGCCAGAAAAACAACAAUUGUGCUCUUCAGAUCAUAGAUUAUUGUCAUGAGCCGGCAGUCCUGAACAAGCCAAGAGGCCUGAUAAGCCAGGGCUUGAUUAUAAACCAUAACGUUGGUUUGCAGCCAUAUCCACCAGGUCUUGAUUGUAUGUGGUUCCUCUCUAUUCCGCACUCUAAAGUCAUUCGUAUGACUGUCAACUUCAUGGCUUUAGGCGUUAACGACAAGCUGAACUUAUACGUGUGUCCUAUAUCGAGCUUGAUACUCGGCAGAGAGGUUGAUUGUGACAUGAUAAAAUCUAUGGCUGGGACUAGUACUCAAGUAAGCCUUCCGGAUGUUGUUCACUCGAAUCUGCAGCUUGAGUUUAAGACGAGUGUCAAGCAAACACCUCUCUCCAUGGGCUGGGAAUUAGAGUAUAGAGCUGGAUUCUGCUUCGAGACCAUUACCACUACCGAUCGUUUUGGUUUCAUAUCAGAUGGAAGUCCUGAUGGAGCGCAGUACCUGGGUAUGCGUGAGUGUAGUUGGCUCUUCAAGGCAAAACCAGGCAGCAAUGUCCAUCUUCAGUUUACUCGUUUCGAUACAGUGCAAGGGAAAGACUUGCUUACUGUUUACCAAGGAGACGCUAAGCGCAGCGACUCUAUUUUGGAGGUCUUUUCGGGACGUUAUUCCGUUCUUCCAAACCGGACUUACGUUGGACCUCUACUGUUGGUGUUUUCAACGGAAACUGACGACGGUGAUGGCUGGGCUGCAAACUUCCAGAUGGAGCACCCGGAUUCAGGUUCACACGGUCCAUCUUCCAGGAAAAACUUACUGGCCGUAAUACUUGGAGCGCUCUCGGGAAUGCUGUGUUUGAUUGGCGGGGUCUGGUUGAUAUUGCGCUCGUGCAAGUACAACAUUGGUUUCAGCCUGACUAGCAGACAGUUUUCAAGAGCAGAGCUGGAUGCUGCGACCAGCAACUUCUGCAAAGAAAAGCUGGUUGCACCGGAUAUGUUCAGAGGAGUUUUGCCCAACCAGCAGCUCGUUCUGAUACAACGGUGCAUGCGUUCGUGCGAGAAGGAAUUCGAGCUUUUGUCAAGGAUCAAGCAUUCCAACGUGGCCUCCGUCUUGGGUGUCUGCUACGACAUCAGCGAAAGCUUCCUCAUUUUCAAAGACAUGUGCCACAGCUCCGUCUUCAGCCAUCUCUUUGACGACGACAAGUGCUCGGCUCUUUCGUGGGAACGCAGGGUGAAAGUUGCUACGCAAGUCGCGAGAGCUCUGGGAUACUUGCAUACGUUUGCGGAGCCUUGCGUGGUUCACCGGUCAGUGAGCUCCAUCAACGUCUACCUGGACGGUUCCUGGAAUGCCAAGCUCGCGGGAUUCGGCAGCGCUUUGAGUGUACGUUCCAGGAGCCAGGAACUCAAGCUGAAAGCCGAAGACGUUUACAGGGUGGGAGUUUUUAUCUUGGAGCUGCUCAUGGGACAGAGUGCUUUGAACGCAGAAGAGGACCAGCCAACAGUCGUUGCCCGCUGGGCUGUUCAUGUUAUCGACACAGGGUCCGGCUACGAAAUUUUGGACAGGAGGUUGGAGGUGCCAUGCGAACGAGAAAGAAGUGCGCGAGCUUUGCUGAAAAUGGCGGAGAUAGGUGCCUGGUGUAUGAAGGACAAGCCGGAGGACAGACCGAACAUGAUGGAGGUGGCGGCGGUGUUGGCGCAGGUGGAAACUAUUUUCUUUGGUCAAUCCAAGCGGCAUAGUAAGCGUCCAGGCUGAAUCUACUCGAGGACAAAGCUCACUCGAGGAUUAAAGCUAUUGUUUUGGACGAUCUUGCAAAGUCGCUGCCAGUCUGUCGAUUA
Messenger RNA from Selaginella moellendorffii, 2690 nucleotides. RefSeq lists its product as uncharacterized. The coding region runs from base 163 to 2607 and encodes 814 amino acids. The transcript is spliced from 4 exons. Gene Ontology annotation, cellular component: plasma membrane. The record is from RefSeq and is a predicted model, not a curated record. Gene Ontology annotation, molecular function: ATP binding; protein kinase activity. Lineage: Eukaryota; Viridiplantae; Streptophyta; Lycopodiopsida; Selaginellales; Selaginellaceae. Gene Ontology annotation, biological process: protein phosphorylation.